Molecule: messenger RNA, 291 nt
Organism: Oppiella nova
Lineage: Eukaryota; Metazoa; Arthropoda; Arachnida; Sarcoptiformes; Oppiidae
Source: the annotation of a GenBank genome assembly
AUGAGACUCCAUGGGAGGCCGUACAUCAGAAACUGUGUGAAGGUGAAGGGUCGUCCCUCAUCUCUAUUUGAUUUAAUGGAGCGUAUAGUGGAGGACGGGGUCGACAUAUUCCUAUCACCGGUCACUUCGAGUGCUUAUUUCGAUUACACCAACAAAAUCGGCCAAAUUAACGCCAACUACUCGUUUAAAUACACCAAUAAUAUGGGCUAUUUGGAGGUGGGCACAUUUAUAGCCAGGACAACUAUCGGUGCCGCGCCAUUCCUCACAUACUUCCGGUGCUUUCAGCUAAAC